Molecule: messenger RNA, 3087 nt
Organism: Toxorhynchites rutilus septentrionalis
Lineage: Eukaryota; Metazoa; Arthropoda; Insecta; Diptera; Culicidae
Product: zinc finger protein 271-like
Exons: 6
Coding region: 199-2943 (914 amino acids)
Biological process (GO): regulation of transcription by RNA polymerase II
Cellular component (GO): nucleus
Molecular function (GO): zinc ion binding; DNA-binding transcription factor activity, RNA polymerase II-specific; RNA polymerase II cis-regulatory region sequence-specific DNA binding
Source: RefSeq, a predicted model, not a curated record
CACCAAACGUCAAGAAUCAAUGUUAUCGCAAAAACAGUCGCGAAAAUGUUUAGGGAGCUCAGUUUUUUUACGCUAAAUUGUAUAUCUUCUUUAGAAAAUGGAUCGUAAGCUGAUCGAAAACACCUAAACGCAAUUGUUUCUGGCAAACAACAAUAUCUACUGAAAAUAGGCCGAACAAAUUAAUGAUAAAACAUCGCGAUGGAAGUAAUGGAUAUGAAUUUAGAAUACGACUUGGCAAAGAUCUGCCGAUCGUGCAGACAGGAUGGAAAAAUCCUACAUUCAAUUUUCCAUACCAUUGGAAACGGCGGUAUAACACUCCACGAAAUGAUCACUAGCUGCACCCAAAUGCAGAUUCACUACAACGACGGAAUGCCCCAUAAUAUGUGUACGGCGUGUGUUUCGGACAUCAACACGGCGUACGACUUCCGCAAACGGUACGAGCAGAGUGACAUGAUGUUGCGUGAGUAUAUUUCCCGCAGGAAGGUAGAAGCUGAUGGCAAUGAGGGCACCGCCGGGGGCAUGGUGAAGUUGGAACUGUUCGAUAUAAAGCCGGAGAUUACCUUCGUUGAACCGGAUCCACUGAUCGGCGAGAAAUGUUAUCCGAAUUCGCGGCAACCGAUUAUCAUCCAGCAGGGGGGAAAUUCUCAAAUAGAGUUUGAAGGCACCGAUUCGCUCAUUCAACUCGACGAUGGAAUAAUCGAGGAAAUCGAUGAGGACGGUGUUCUGGUGCCAGAGAGAGAUGAAAUGUGUGUCGAAUUUGUGGACAACAGUGACGACGAGGAACUUGUCGACGGGGAUGAAAUUCAGAGUGAUGAGGAGGCUGAAGAAUUUGAUUUCGAGGAGGGCAGCUUAGACGAUUUGAUCGAAGAGAUUAGGCCGGAGAAAAGGCGAACGCGUAUGCGGAAGAAUAAAGAUUAUUCGAAAACGAAGGGUGGGAAAUUUGCAUGUAAUUCAUGCGAGAGAAUUUUCGCCGACAAAAGAGGCAUCACCAAUCACGUGAAGCAACACGAGCCAAAAGAGCUCAAGGUGUGCACAGUAUGUAAUCGUGGGUUCAUCACAAGCUAUCACCUAACUCGGCACAUGAAGAUCCAUGAAAAUGAUAUACAGUGCGAGCACUGUGAAAAACAGUACUCUGCCCUAGCGUACAAUGAGUACAGAGAACAUAUGGCAGUGGAGCAUCCGGGAAUGGCCCUAUUGCCACAGAAAAGAAGUGACAAAUCCGAUCGAGAUUUAGCGCUCACAUUGACUGCGGAAAUGAUUGAGGAUAAAGGAAAGAUGGAAGCAAUCUGUAGAAUUUGCGACAGCACCUUCGAGCGAAUAGUAAAGCUGAGGAGCCAUUUGAAAACACACGUAGAUCCUAAAUCAUAUGACAACGCAAACAUUCACACAAAGCCGUAUCUUUUCGAGGAGGGUUAUGUGUUAGAAAACUAUCUCGAGUACCUUGUGCAACAGAUCUGUAAGUGGGAUGUGUUACGAUUCUAUCAGAUUGUUGAACCCGAUGGCGAGGAAUUGGAACUCAGCGAUUCUGAUUCCGAAAUCGAGGACGAUGGGACCCCAGUGGAUGAAAUUGUGCGAAGAACACAUACGUGCGCACUGUGUAAUCUCAGUUUUUCCCGGAUAAAGUCGAUAAUGGAGCAUGCACGCGAUCAGCAUCGACCGGAAGAUUUACUUGGUUGCAAUCAUUGCGCACGAGGUUUCCCCAACACUGCACUGCUGGUGCGCCAUUUGAAGCAGCAAUGCGAGAAUCAACACAAGAAAUUUUUCUGUACAUUCUGCAACGAGAAAUUUAUGUGGCAAACAAGCUUGAACAGACACGCCCAGCGGAAGCACAAGCCCACGAAACCGCUGUGGGAGAAACCGGAGGUUCCCAGCGAGGGCGACGAUAGGGAUAAGAAGUUUGUUUGUCAAGUGUGCAACAAGGGCUUUCUCCGGCUGGAACAUCUAGAUCGUCACAUCAAAAUUCACAUACCGUCGGAGAAGAAAUUCGAAUGCACCCAGUGCCAUAAGAAGUUUAAUCGGAAAGAUAAUCUACGGUCGCACAUGAAGAUCCACAAGAAGGACCCGGAGAUGGUGAACAAACAGAAUCACCUGUGCGUGUACUGCGGUCGGGGGUUCUCCAACUCGUCAAAUCUGAUAGUGCAUAUGAGGAGGCACACCGGUGAGCGUCCGUACAAAUGUGAUAUUUGCGAUAAGGGAUUUCCACGGUCAUCCGACCUGCAGUGCCAUCGGCGAACACACACCGGAGAGAAGCCCUGUCUGUGUACCAUUUGUGGGAAAGGGUUCUCGCGGUCUAAUAAGCUCGUGCGCCACAUGAGAAUUCACACUGGAACGAGGCCAUAUUCGUGCACCUACUGUGAUCGUGCAUUUACCCAAUCGAAUGAUCUCACGCUGCACAUCCGGCGUCACACGGGUGAGAAACCGUACAUGUGUGGCAUUUGCAACGAACGCUUCAUCCAAGGAACAGCUCUCAAGGCUCAUCAACGCAUCACCGGUCAUUUCGAUGACGGCAGCAGCCAACCGGAACGGUUCGCUAGUAUCAGUGUCAAUAAUCCGAACCGGCUUGGGAUCAAUGGGCCAAAAGCGGUGCGCCAGAACUCCUCUGCUAACGCCGAUGGCGUUCCCAAGGCAGUCAAACCAGUCAAAUCUCGGAAAAAAGCAACCCCAGCAGCGUCUCGAUUGACGCAAGCAUCACAGAUCGCCAACACCGAAGUCCCACACCAACAACAGUCACCUCCAUCAGCACCUCCCGCUGCAGUUUCGUCUGGUUCCGCCGCUAAUUCGGCGCCUCCCUCGCCAGAUGACAGCAGCUCUCCCACCGGCAGACUAUCCCUUCAUAGCCUCACUGGGCCACCUCACGGAUAUGUUCCGGUACCGCCGUACAUUAUGCAAAAUUAUGACCUCGCGUCAACGGGUCUGUUCUCGCAGAGUUUUGGGCCGCAGUGAAAAUAAUGGUACGCACUAAUCACUCUCUCUCUCUAUAAAUGUUCAUCUUGUAAGACUGUUGAAGUAAGGACUUUUGGAUUGUGAAUAAACAAAACUACGGCGCUAGUUGUGUAUCUUAAAUAUGUUCUGAAAUGCAUUAACUGU